UCAAUUCAAAGAUCCUAUUAUUCAGCAAGAAGUAAUGGAAGACAAAACCAGCAGGUUUACCUGCAAAGGAAAACCGGUUUACCAUUUCUUAGGGACCAGUACCUUCUCUCAGUACACUGUCGUAUCAGAUACUAAUCUGGCCAAAAUAGAUGAUGAUGCAAAUUUAGAGAGAGUCUGUCUGCUUGGAUGUGGGUUUUCAACUGGCUAUGGAGCUGCAAUCAACACUGCCAAGGUAAAAUGGUUAAUCACCACGUUCUAUAAAACAGAAGUUAUUAGGGGGCAGCGUGAUAAAGCAGCUAGGAUUAUCUUCAAACCCUGGCUCUGUAUUUAUCAUCUCUGUGAUUUUAGGCAAGUUAUCAGAGCAGCCCUGGACUGCACAACAGUAGGUUGGGGAUCGUGUACUCUCAUUGGAGUAGCCAUUGGUGACAAAGGAUUCACAAUUUCUCCAGUAGAAAUAAUAAUGGGCCGUACUAUCAAUGGAACGUCAUUUGGUGGUUACAAGGGUAGAGAUUCAAUCCCAAAGCUGGUUACUGAUUACAAGAAUAAGAAAUUCAACCUGGAUGCACUGGUGACCCAUACCCUGCCUUUUGACAAAAUCAAUGAGGCAUUUGACCUAAUGCACCAAGGAAAAAGCAUUCGAACAGUCUUGACCUUCUGAAGAAGCCAGGAACAAUUUGGAAGACUAUCUGCCUGAAUCUGAACCUGAUAAUCUGGUUAAUUUAUAACCUGAUAUGAUGAACCAAAGAUCACCAUGAAUUUAAAUAAAUAUUUACAGUUAACAUCUCAACAUCAAAUAGCUAUAAAGAUUAUAGCAUUUGUAGUAAAAUACAGUAAUAGUUCCUGCGUUAAGUAACUAUAAUAACUGAUGUGUUUAUUAAUAAAAUUGUUUAAAAACUAGUUCUGGAGAAAUGGUAAUAAAGAAUAAAGAGGUAAUAACUAGAUUAGCUACACAUUCACAAUAUUUUAGGUUGGGUGAUACAUAUACGGGUUCUCAGUACACUGCUCUACUUUUGAAUAUGCUGCACAUUUUUCCAUAAUAAAAAAAUUUUACUAGAAAAAAAAUCACAUGUAUAUAUACAAAAGGUACAUAUAUCUUUAAAGUAUAUAUCACACAUAUGUAAUGCUGUUAUGUAAUUUCAGAGUUCCAAUAAACU
Molecule: messenger RNA, 1154 nt
Organism: Myotis brandtii (Brandt's bat)
Lineage: Eukaryota; Metazoa; Chordata; Mammalia; Chiroptera; Vespertilionidae
Product: alcohol dehydrogenase 4-like
Exons: 4
Biological process (GO): formaldehyde catabolic process
Cellular component (GO): cytosol
Molecular function (GO): S-(hydroxymethyl)glutathione dehydrogenase [NAD(P)+] activity; zinc ion binding
Source: RefSeq, a predicted model, not a curated record